This is a messenger RNA of Tribolium castaneum (red flour beetle), 2710 nucleotides long. RefSeq lists its product as uncharacterized. The transcript is spliced from 3 exons. Gene Ontology annotation, cellular component: early endosome membrane. Lineage: Eukaryota; Metazoa; Arthropoda; Insecta; Coleoptera; Tenebrionidae. The record is from RefSeq and is a predicted model, not a curated record. Gene Ontology annotation, molecular function: metal ion binding. The coding region runs from base 327 to 2399 and encodes 690 amino acids.
UAGGUGUCAGCACUACGUGCACACCUGUCAAAAUCAGUAUGUCGUGUGAAUCAUUCCAGACGUUUUGUUGUCUUGAAACGUGCUAAUCGCCUCAAAAGUUGAUAAAACCGUAGUUCUAAACUCCAGAGCAAUAACUUGGAUAAUAUUUUAUCGUUCUCCAAGCGCCAUGACGCCAAAAGCAGCCUUGUCUCCGUGUCGUAAAAGCCCAUUAUUUAGUGCAAAUAGUGAUGAUCAACAUGGUUUCUCUUGAAACCGUGCUCUAAUUUCCGCAAAAGUUGCCUAUAAUUCGUCGGAAGCAGCUUGUGGACGAUGCAGGAAGCCUGAGGAUGGAGUCGUUGCGGAAGUGGUUCUACAGACCAAAGCGGGAUGACAAAUCUUUGUUGGCGCAAUUUUUCUUCGCCGACGAAGCUUUGAACAUCAUCGCCAACGAGUUGGACAGUUUUGAUGGACGCAAGGACCCGGGGAGGUGCACCACGUUGGUCAACCAGCUGAGGCAGAGCCAGGACAAGGUGCUGACGAUCACCAAUGCCAUCAUGGAUGUGCUCAUUGGCGACGAGAGGGCCAACAGGGACUUCAGGGUCAAGUUCCCGGAGGAUGUGCUCCAGGAGAAUUUGGCGGGACAGCUCUGGUUUGGGGCUGAGUGUUUGGCGGCCGGCUCGUCCAUAAUGAACAAAGAGGCCGAAAGCACGGCCAUGCGCCCCCUCGCCAAAGCCGUCACCAAGAGCUUGGAGACGGUGCGCAACCUCCUGCGCGACACCUGCCUCCGCAACAACACCCCCAACGGCCCCAUCAAGCUCGACAGCAACGAGCUCGUCACCGAAAUGCUCCUCGAAAGUUUAAAAAUCUUCGAUAAGUUAUUCGCCGAGUUUGAGCUCGCCUACGUCAGCGCCAUGGUCCCGGUCAAGUCCAUGCAAGAGUACGAGCUCCAGGAGCUGAUCGGCGUCCUCUUCAGCGAGACGUUGCAACGCGCGCUUAAAAUGAAGCUCCUGAGCCAGGAGAUGGUCGACGAUUGCGACCCGGCGCUCAUGUUUACUAUUCCGCGACUGGCGAUCGUAAGUGGCCUUUUGAUUUUUCCAAGUGGACCUUUGUGCGUGGACAGACCGAUCGAGGAGAUGAGCAAUAUGUUUCGGCCGUUUCGGACUUUGUUGCACAAGAUCCGCGAGCUGUUGUGGACGUUGAACAAGCGCGAGUUGUUCAUGUUGGAGAAGUUGUUGUGCGAUAACGAGCAGAUUAGUGACGUUAAGUCGUUCAGUGAUAGUGAUUUUCGGUACGAUUUCAUCGACCAGUUUUACGGUGACUUGCACCGCGAGGAGGUCGUGGUUGUGGCCAAGGGGGAGGUGUCCGUUAACAAGGAUAAACCCGUUGUUUAUCCCCUUGAAACGGACACGCCUUCGACUUCGGGGUACUUGAUCCCGAAUAGUAUAGCUCAUGAUAUCGUGGUGGCGUCGGUUGUGGAGCCCCAGCCUGGGGACUCGCCCCCGGAUCACGACUCCCUGGAGGUGAUCUCGGUGGCCGCGGCCACGCUAUCGUCGAUUUUGGCCGAAAACGAGUCACCGAACGAUUCGGGCGUUUGCACCGAAAACACAAGUCUUGACCGGUCACCAAGUCUCGACUGUCAAUGCGGUGUGGGCUGCAAGUGCCGGAAAACCUCCCCCAGGAUCAAAGGCAAAGGCAAACUCCCACCGACUUUACCGCGGAAGAAGCGACAAGUCGAAGAUGACGCUUCAAGUGUCGGGAGCUCGGACACCUCCUCGUUCAACAGCAACGACGAUGAGGAGAUCGCGCUGGCCAUGCAAGCGGCUCAGAUCGCCGAAGUCCGUUCGAAGUACCGCUCAAGUGAAGACCUCAUCCACCGACUCUUCGUCUGCAUCGCUGGAGUGGCCGACCAGCUCCAAACCAACUUCGCCAGCGACCUGCGGAACAUCCUCAAGUCGGUUUUCCUGAUGAACACCUCGGACGCGGCCGUGGACACCACCUCCUUGGAGGCGUCGCUGGAGUACCGGCCCUCCGAGCACGACGUGAUCGAAAACAACGAAUUCUCCGUCGACCCGAACAUCCUGGCCCAGGAGGCGCUUUUCGACACCAACGUCUACUUCCACCUGGAUCCCGAGUCGGAGGAUGGGGAGUAUACGAACCAUCCGAGGCAGGAGCCGAGUCAGGCGAACAGUUCGAGUGAGCGGCCGCCGAUUUGGAUCCCGGACGUGGAGGCGCCCAAGUGCAUGUCCUGCGGGAUGAAUUUCACGGUGGUUAAGCGGAGGCACCAUUGCAGGAAUUGCGGGAAGGUUUUCUGCGCGAGGUGCUCGUCGAAUAGUGUUCCUUUGCCCAAGUUUGGACACCAUAAGCCCGUGAGGGUUUGCAAUAAGUGUUUUAUUUAUAAUCUGACGCCGUUUACGAUGUGAGGAGGGUACUUAAUAUUUUAGGAAAUUUGAACGGUUUUUUGCCUUAUAUAAUUGUAGGAUUUAUCGACGCAUUUGUGGUUUUGACGACACGGUUUACUUAAUUUUCUUUUUCUUUAAUGGAGGGUUGGAUGCCGCGCGAUUUUUAUGAUGUGAGAUUAUUUUAUUUAGUAAGUACAAAAAUUAAAAGAAAUGUUUGUCUCAAUAGAUUUUUAAUUUGUUGUACUGAAAUAUUUUGUGAUAAAUAUUGUACAUUUUAUUUAUAUUGUGGUUUGGGGAUUAUCCAUGUCUCUAAUAAAAUUAUUUUCAACUGA